CCUUGCUAUCCCAUCACCUCACACAACUAAUGUCCUUCAGGCGCUCUGGUCUCUCCUACAUUUUUGGACUGGAAGAAAAUGAAGCUGGUGGCACUUGUUUUGAUGAUGAUGAUGGUGUGCUCUUGCUUGGCUACACCAAUUAGAGCAAGAAUGCGUCAAAUGCAUGAAAAAGAAGAGCAAAAACAGCUUGAUAAUGCAGUUGCAGUAGAGAGCAUAGAUGAAGAAAAGAGCAAAGUUAGUUAUCCAGAUGGCAGCAUCGAAAACCACCAUAGCAUACCUAGACAAUACUUCAAUCAGCAGGGUAGUGGUUCUAAUGGAGAUGAUGGUGAUAACAAUGACAAUGGAAGCGGGCUACGAGAACAGAAUCCAUUUUAUGCAAAGUCCAUCUUCCAACUAAUUAUUGAGAAACAACAUCAAUCAACAUCGUCACCUCCGAAAGAGUCCACUGCCUAUGAUGCUUCCUCCGACCACCAGCCUCUUCACAGACUCAGCUGGAGAAGUUCCUUAGAAAUUGGCACAUGUAUUUUUGCAAAGAAGCUGCAUAUAUAUAUUCAACUCUAA
Molecule: messenger RNA, 561 nt
Organism: Ilex paraguariensis (yerba mate)
Lineage: Eukaryota; Viridiplantae; Streptophyta; Magnoliopsida; Aquifoliales; Aquifoliaceae
Source: the annotation of a GenBank genome assembly